Molecule: messenger RNA, 930 nt
Organism: Lolium perenne
Lineage: Eukaryota; Viridiplantae; Streptophyta; Magnoliopsida; Poales; Poaceae
Product: protein DMP10
Biological process (GO): endomembrane system organization
Source: RefSeq, a predicted model, not a curated record
ACUCCUACUCGACCACGCAAUGGCAUCUCCUGCGUCGCCCUCGCCCAUCGUCAUCCAGAUGCCUCCACUGACCAACGCCGGGACGGCCACUAGCAAGCCCAAGGACGCCGCCGGCGACUUCGCCACCGCACCCACACCUUCCAGACCUAAAGCCAGGGCGACGGACAAGGUCAUGUCGAGCGCUGCGAACCUCGCACAGCUCCUGCCGACUGGCACGGUGCUGGCGUACCAGGCGCUGGCCCCCUCCUUCACCAACCACGGCAAGUGCGAGGAGAGCCCCGCCAACCAGUGGCUCACGGCGGCCCUAGUAAUCGUUCUCGCCGCCCUGUCUCUCGCCUUCUCCUUCACCGACAGCGUCGUCGGCCGCGACCAGAAGCUCUACUACGGCGUCGCCACGCCGUGCGGCUUCAACGUCUUCAACUUCUCCAGCGAGGAAGAGAAGCAGGAGUGGGACCCCUCCGAGUUCCGGAGGCUGCGCAUCCGGCCGCUCGACUACAUGCACGCCGUCUUCACCGCCCUCGUUUUCCUCACCGUGGCGUUCAGCGACGUGGGGCUGCAAAACUGCUUCUUUCCCAACGCCAGUAGAAAUACCGAGGAGCUGCUCAAGAACCUGCCGCUGGGCAUGGCGUUUUUCUCCAGCUUCGUGUUCAUGAUCUUCCCCACAAAAAGGAAGGGCAUCGGCUACACAGACACCGCUCCACCGAAGAAGGUCGUCACUUAGUAGUGUUUACAUCUCCUUUUUUUAACUGAUAAAGUAGAAAUGUAUCCUUCUUCUUUGGAAAUGUAUUUGUGUGUUGGUUAGUUCUAAUUUUCUAGGUAUAAAAGUGCAAUGGUUAGUUUUUUUUUAAUUCAGUGUACUGGUUAGCUUAGCUGGACAGAAUUGAACCAUUUAGCUACUACGGACACAUGUAACCAUUUUAUUUUCAAAUC